AUGGAAAAUCAUAUCAAUGAUAAAAGAUAUUCUUUAGAAGAUCUACCAGAGAAUGUAGCUAAAUUCUAUAGAUCCGUGCCAUUUCCACAUGACUAUGCAACCAACUUUAAAAGUAUAAAAGAAUUCGCAAGACAAUGUCAACUUUCACAUUCAAAAACAAUACUUAUCACUUCUGGAGGUACAAUCGUACCAAUAGAGAAAAACAUGGUUAGAUACUUGGAUAACUUUAGUGGUGGAGGUAGAGGUGCUGCAACUGCUGAAUACUUUUUAGAACAUGGAUAUCAUGUAUUGUUCCUCUAUAGAAAGAAUUCAUUGCAACCAUUCAUUAGACAUCUGAUGUUACAUGACACCAACUUUUUUACAUUCCUAUCGUAUAAUCCUGAGCAACAUCUAGCCUACGUAAGCGAUACCUAUAAAGAACAAGUAUCUAAUCUAUUUAUGAAAUGGAAAUCUUAUAUAGACUCUGGUAGACUUUUAAGAGUUCAUUUCGAAACAGUUGGUGAAUAUCUUUAUUAUCUAAGAGCAUCUACAAUUGAACUAUCGACACUAAAAAGAAAUAUGAUUAUAUUUGCUGCUGCUGCUGUAUCCGACUUCUAUAUCCCAUUAGAUCAAAUGUCAGAACAUAAGAUUCAAUCAAAGAAUGAAGGAUUAACAAUUAAUUUAGAUCCAGUACCAAAGUUGUUAAAGUUGGUUGUCUCUGAGUGGGCACCCGAUGCAUAUACAGUGUCAUUCAAGUUGGAAACCGAUAUUAAUAUACUGGAUGCCAAGUGUCAGACAUCGUUGAACUCCUAUCAUCAUCAAUUGGUCAUUGGUAAUCUACUGUCGGACUAUAAGAACUGGGUGGUAUUCCACACACCCUCUAAACCGGCAAUGUACAUCAGAAAGACAGAACAGCAGAUAAAAGAUCAUGUAGAUAUUGAACCGAUGAUUGGUGAACGUUUGAAAGAUCUUCAUAGAAUCUAUUGUGAUCAUCCACCUCAUACAACUACUAAUCAUAAUCAUAAUCAUCAUCAACAAAAUUAA
This is a messenger RNA of Heterostelium album PN500, 1023 nucleotides long. Its product is annotated as phosphopantothenatecysteine ligase. Lineage: Eukaryota; Evosea; Eumycetozoa; Acytosteliales; Acytosteliaceae. Gene Ontology annotation, cellular component: cytoplasm; nucleus. The record is from RefSeq and is a predicted model, not a curated record. Bases 1 to 1023 code for a protein of 340 amino acids. Gene Ontology annotation, biological process: coenzyme A biosynthetic process. The transcript has 5 exons. Gene Ontology annotation, molecular function: phosphopantothenate--cysteine ligase activity.